AGGCCUUACUGGUACAUUAUUUAAACUGUUAUGUUUAUUAAUAUCAUGAUCUGAUCACCAUGCUCAAUAUAUCCCAUAUGCAUGAGGAUAUUGGGACAAUGAUACAAAAGGCUUGCUAGAGUAGAUCCUGAUCCCCACCCCGAAUCAAACUGAGCCCCCCACCCUCGAAUCAAAAUCCUGGCUACGGGCUUGGUUGAGGGAAAUUAUCUCCUGUUAUCUUCUGACGUUGCAUAGAAAAAUCAAGGUGAUAGUUCUUGUAGUUGUUUUAAAUGUUUUUAAAAACUUUAAAAAUUCACCAAAAAUCCACGGAUAAGUCAAACGUCAUGAAAUUUGGUGGGCUAACAGUGGUAAAUUUGUUCUACCACUGUAUCAAGAUUCACUGCAAUAGCUUUAAAAAUGGGGGAGAUAGAAGCCUCUGAAGUUUCCCCACUGUCAGUAAUGUUUUCCUUAAUGUGCAUGUAUGACCACCAUUAACGGAGUACUUACGAAGAUUUGGAAGUUUCUUAAAGUUUUGAUUUUUUUUUAGAAAGGAUUUUAGAAAUGAAGCACCAGCGCACCCUCAUUUUGAACACAGUUUAGAAUCAUGUUUUUGGGGGGAUCUUACAUGCCUAUCAUUCUGAAAUUGCACCAGUUUCAAAAGAUAAAGAAAAUGUUCAGCUUCUAGUAAAUGUCCUUUAAAAAUCAAAAUAUAGUAGGCUGGUAAUAUAUUUUCUUCAAUAUAAAAUGAUAAACCCUACUGAGCGUAAUAUGGUGUAGUGACAAAUGUUGGACUAGGACUCUGAAAGAUUAAAGUCCUUUUUCAGCUAUUUUGAUCCAUUGGGUUACCUUGGCAAAUCAUAUUCGCACCCUUAGAGAAAAGACAUUAGGAAACAUCUGGUGUAAUCUUGCCAAGAAUACCCUAUCAUGGGAUGAUAACACCAUUUGGGCCAUUUUCUAGACUCAUUCUCUUUCUCCUGAUGUGCAAUGUAUGUUAUUUAUGUUGGUAGGAAGUACAAACCAAGCUGCAUGUCAAUGACUGUGCCAUUCCAGUGGUACCUCUUCUUUAUGAUGAGACAGAAAUCUCAGCCAAUUCAACCUCUUCACCUGGAAUCAAUGUGAUGCUGGCAAAUGCUUCGGGUGUCUGCCUCCCAUACAAGUCUCAUUUGCUUUUAUAGUGAGAGUCAUUUUUAGACUGCAAAUCCAUACCCGGCCACAUUUCACAGAUAUGUUCAAAAUGGCAAAUGUUUUUUAAUGAAGAACAACACACAAACUAAAAGAGGCUGCAGCAGUUUGCUUUUCUGUGAGUAUGCACCCUCCUUUCCUAUCUUUUGCACUUUGAUCUCAAUUUGCAGCAGUUAAGGUAUGUUGAGGACAAAGGGGGAUGAGGAGGAUAUUUUAAAAAGCUGAAAAAUUGGGGCGACAGGAUUAAUCAGGAGUGUUCCUACCAAAUUUGGAUCGUUGGAGGGCAAGAAAUUCCCAAGAUAAUGAAAUCUGGGCAUGAAAUCCAGAAAGGAGCUUUUCCAAGCUGUCUCAUAGGCACAUCAAAACUUCUUUAGUAGGUGACAACUUUGUCUGUAUUCAUAACAGUCUUUUGAAAAUGGUUGAAAUGAAGUCAUGCACUCAGAAGAGCUGAAAACCCAGGAGAUUACUGAAUCCUGGAUUGGCAACUACAAUGAGUAGGACAGCGCUUGUUUAUCUGAAAUGGAGCCUAGCUACAGGGCUACAGAAAUGGGAAUGAAUCCAUCUGUCCAAUAGGCUUUUUGCAUGGUCCCUGCUCUUCAUUCUUCUUAGACUGUGCCCUAUUGGUUACGUCUGGUGCAUGGAAUUCAGCAUUGUCUGUGUUCCUGAGCUUUGUGAUGGCAUUAUAGCUUUUGAGAAUUGCCUUAUUUCCUGCUAGUGACAGCCAUUGUUAGUGAGAGAUUGACCAGGUUGGCUUUAGCGGCUAGAUGAGGCUCUGGUUUUUGCUACUGCUUUUGACAGGGAGAGUAUGGCUCAUGCCAGAUUAUAAAAGAAAACGGAACACAUCAUCCUGUUGGGAAGUUUGUCCAGUCUCAAAUGUCUGUAGAAGAAUUGGGCUUUUGGCACCAAACACAGAGGUCACUGAUCUUGUGUUCUUCCACUGCAGGCUCAGUCAAUCUGUUCCUGACGAGUUCACUGCACCCUUGGAGCUUCAUCAGAAGCACUUUGGCUUAGUAGACGAUUAUGGCAUUAAACCACAGCAUCUCAAGUUCGGGAGGAAAUGGAAACUACGCAGGGAAUCAGAAAAACUGAAGAAAGCACAUAAGACCAAGCGAGAUGAGCCAAAUUUUGAAGAGUAUUAUGAUGAUGAUCUCUUUUAACCUCCCUGUGGAUUAUGACAGUACAGCACACCUUGGUUGACUUUCCAACAGCUGAUUUAUAGCCUAUACAAAAAAAGGCAAUGCCUAAUAAUCUCAAUUCCUACUGCUGUCAUUUCAUAUGAUUCAAAUUCCUUUGCCCUUUUGCUCAUGAAUCUCUUAUGUGUUCUCAUGUUAUAUUUAAAAUGCCAAAUUAUAUGUAGAUGUAUUCAUUAUUUGCAAUGUUUUUAUAGCAUUAGCAUGUGUACAUUUCUAAUGAAAUACUGACUCAAUUAUUUGAGUUUUCUUAGUGUGGCAUAAAUAGCAUUUUAAUGGA
Anolis sagrei ordinatus is the source of this 2631-nucleotide messenger RNA. Lineage: Eukaryota; Metazoa; Chordata; Lepidosauria; Squamata; Anolidae. The record is from RefSeq and is a predicted model, not a curated record.